Macroventuria anomochaeta is the source of this 1557-nucleotide messenger RNA. RefSeq lists its product as uncharacterized. NCBI's taxonomy places the organism in Eukaryota, Fungi, Ascomycota, Dothideomycetes, Pleosporales, Didymellaceae. The record is from RefSeq and is a predicted model, not a curated record. The transcript has a single exon. Bases 1 to 1398 code for a protein of 465 amino acids.
AUGUCACGACUCGAAAGCCGCACUUUGAGCUCAGACCGCUCAAUAUGGCUCGAUCUUUCCGAGGAAACCUUCCGCCAGCAUCUCGUAGAACUCGAAAAGUGCACAAAUGCGGUCCCAGUCGAGCCGCGGAUAUUUCCUCUGGAAGAAGAUGAGAAGGCAAAAGGUCACACACUGCCGCUGCGUGUUGAGCAGCAACUAGCAGACGAUCUUGCCUUCUUAGCUGCUAUCGAGGAAGGUGCUCAAAGCGUUGCUGCCGUAUGUCUAGAAGAGCACGUGCAGCCAGCCGGACUCACGGUACGGUUCGCGGCAUUAGACCUGGCGCUCAGCGGUGAGGUGAAGACUGCAUUGCAGCACAUCGUUGAUACUCUAGCUUUGAGUACUCGUGCGACCGAUGGCUCGGCACGGAUCGAGGCAGUGUUCGAGCAGAUCGUGAAGCUGCACUUUCGCCGACUGCUCGCUCGGCUUAGGUCUAACAAGUGGGAGAAGCCGAAGUACCUCUCCAAACAACACAAGAAGCCUCUGUGGCAAGACUUCGCAAAUCUCAUCCAUCGAGUCCAGUUCCUUUACACCAAGAAGGAAGCGGCAGCGAGACGUUCUGUGGAGGGCCAUCUACAGAGUCUGGCCCCGGCCUAUGAAGCAUUUGAGGCGUCCGAAGCUGGAUCACAGAUUGAGUUCGGCUCUCUCAAAGAGCUCAUCAAGGCAAGUUACCAGUUCUGCAAGGCUAAGGAUAUUGCGGAGUUUGCACGACGCUUAGAAGGCAGCCCUAGUACGACACCCACAGCAAAGGUCGCAUCAGCCAUCAAGUGUCUCCGACAGAUCGAAAAGAUUGCCGCAUACUCGCGCAUUGCGACUUCACUCAUCAACACAAGCCGGGAAUAUCAUUCUCUGUUUCGGAACGAGCUGCAACUGGCAUUCCUGACGCCGUAUAAGAGCGUGCCGACUGCAAUUGGAUACGAGGCGUGGGCGACCAGCUGCCAUGUACACGCAGAGGUCCAAUUAGCCGUGUACUAUGACAUCUUCUUCCAGUCUUCCAAUACGUCUAAGACGAACGGCGAUUCGCAUGCAUGCCUAGAGGCUGAUUUCCACCGCCCCCGAGUCAUCGGAACAUCCAAGUGGCUUUGUUAUCUCUGCUACCUCUUUCUCCACUGUCACGGUUGCUAUGUGCCUGCCAACACUCACGGCCGGCUCUAUGACCAAUGGACGGUGCCUGACCUAACUGAGUAUGGAGAUCAACUAUGCGCUCGCUAUCGUAGCAUUCUACACGCCAUGGACGAUGAAAUCAUUCGAGAAACGAACAACACCGGCCCGGCAGAAGCGGAGGAAUUGGGUCUUGUAAGAUGGCGCGCUGAGCCAAUGACGAGCCGACAGAAUAUUCUGAACACAGACAUCGUGAUUUGACUGCGGACAGUUAAAGGAUAUUCACCACGUUUGGCUGCAAGAUUUCACAUCUAGCCGAAAAAUCAAAGACUCAAAUAAGAGAAUUCGGACAGUGUUGACGCUGCAGUCUGACCCAAACACGAGGCGUGGCUUCCUUAUCGAUAAGCUGCUGUUCACCUG